Molecule: messenger RNA, 2359 nt
Organism: Oryzias latipes (Japanese medaka)
Lineage: Eukaryota; Metazoa; Chordata; Actinopteri; Beloniformes; Adrianichthyidae
Gene: ttc8
Product: tetratricopeptide repeat domain 8
Biological process (GO): non-motile cilium assembly
Cellular component (GO): BBSome; non-motile cilium; ciliary basal body
Molecular function (GO): protein binding
Source: RefSeq, a predicted model, not a curated record
AACCGCCUUCUUCUGUUGUUGCCGAGCAACAGAGGAAGCUUUGGCUUUGCCGUCAUCUUAUCUUCGUAAGAGGUUUGCUUACUGAUUUAAACGAUAUUUUCCUCCCUGUUGCAGAAAUGGAGGUGACGAUGGACCCAUUGUUUUUGGCGUGGAGCUACUUUAGAAGACGAAAACUUCAGCAAUGUUCGGAAAUAUGCACAAAAAUAUUACACGACAACCCCUACGAUCAGGCUGCCUGGAGCCUGAAAACGUGUUCCCUGACUGAGAUGGUGUACAUUGAUGAAAUUGAGGUUGAUCAGGAGGGGAUUGCUGAGAUGAUGCUCGAUGAGAACUCAAUUGCACAAGUUGCAAGGCCUGGAACAUCAUUGAGACUCCCUGGAACGAGUCAGGGUGGAGGUCCAACUCCAGCUGUUAGACCCAUGACACAGUCUGGACGCCCCAUCACAGGAUUUGUGAGGCCCAGCACACAAUCAGGACGCCCAGGAACAAUGGAGCAGGCAAUCAAAACCCCACGCACUGCAAGCACUGCUCGUCCUGUCACCAGUUCUUCUGGCAGAUUUGUUCGCUUGGGAACGGCUUCAAUGUUAACCAAUCCGGAUGGACCUUUUAUAAACCUGUCCAGACUAAAUCUGGCCAAAUAUUCGCAAAAGCCGAAUUUAUCAAAAACACUAUUUGAAUACAUAUUUCAUCAUGAAAAUGAUGUAAAAAAUGCUCUGGAUUUGGCUGCUCAAGCUACAGAGCACGCACAGUUUAAAGACUGGUGGUGGAAAGUUCAACUGGGAAAAUGUUAUUACAGGCUUGGUUUGUACAGAGAAGCAGAGAAACAGUUCAGAUCUGCCCUAAACCAACAGGAGGUAGUGGACACAUAUCUUUACCUUGCAAAGGUUUACCAGCGCAUGGAUCAACCAGUAACAGCUCUCAACCUCUUCAAGCAAGGCCUGGACCACUUCCCUGGAGAAGUCACCCUUUUAACCGGAGUAGCUCGCAUCCAUGAGGAGUUGAACAACAUCUCCUCAGCGACAGAGUACUACAAGGACGUCCUGAAACAGGACAACACCCACGUAGAGGCUAUAGCUUGUAUCGGCAGCAAUCACUUCUACACUGACCAGCCAGAGAUCGCCCUACGGUUCUACAGACGGCUGCUCCAGAUGGGAGUGUAUAAUUGCCAGCUGUACAACAACUUGGGCCUGUGCUGUUUCUACGCCCAGCAGUACGAUAUGGCGCUGUCCUCAUUUGAGAGGGCUCUGGGACUGGUUUGUAGCGAUGAAGAGCAAGCAGAGGUCUGGUACAACAUUGGACAUGUGGCUGUGGGAAUAGGGGACUUGACACUGGCAUAUCAGUGUUUCAAACUGGCUCUGGCAUUGAAUAACGACCAUGCAGAGGCCUACAACAAUCUGGCUGUGCUGGAGCUGCGCAAAGGUCACAUUGAACAGGCGAAAGCUUUCCUGCAAACUGCUGCAUCUCUUGCUCCUCACAUGUAUGAACCACAUUUCAAUUUUUCCAUUCUCUCUGAAAAGAUCGGAGACCUUCAGAGCAGCUACACGGCAGCCCAGAAGUCUGAAGAUGCUUUCCCUGAGCACGUUGACACACAGAAGCUUCUCAAGCAGCUUCGGCAGCACUUUGCUGUGCUAUGAAUGUCUGACACGUUUCAGGAAGUCAAAUUCAAAGAGAAAACUGUGCUGGUACAAAAUAACUAGUUAACAUGAAGUUUUUCUUUGUGUUUAUAAUCAAUGAUCCAAACAGUUUAUUAGUUUGCUGUAUUCACGUGUCAAAGUUUAAUCCAGAUCUUUUAGACCACAUCAUCUCCAUGUUGCUGUUGAAUUCUGUGCAGAAUUGUCAUAAAAAAUAAGUUUCAGUUAUUUUAAUUUCAAAUAGGUUAAUUAUUGGGCAGCAUGGUGGUGUGCUGACUAGCCCCGUUGCCACACAACGUAAGGGCCCUGGUUAAAAACCCGUCUAGGUCCCUUCUGUGUAGAGUCUUCCUGUUCUUCCCAUGCAGGCAUGGGAUCUCCCUGAACACCCCAGCCUCCCCCCACAGCCCAAAAACAUGGUUCAAAGAUUGAUUGGUGACUUUAAAUUCUCCUUUAGUUAUGUGAGUGUGUGACUGGGGACCUGCCUUGAGUGCGUCUCAUCUUUGCCCUAAAAGUAGCUGGGAUUGGCUCCAGCAACCCCUUGACCCUGCACAGGAUAAAGCGGUAAUAGAAGAUGGAUGGAUGGAUGCAUAGGUUAAAUAUUUUAUGCAGGAACAAAUGUAAAAAUUAGGCAGCUCUUGCAUAAUGUGCAAUCUAGUGUAUAGAGUUGUAAAGCUAGAACAUAUGUACAUCGUGUUAACUAAAUGCUGCAAUAAAACAAUCCAAAUAGA